UUUUCAUUGAACAUGCAUACUGGGUACGAAUCAGCUGCUGUUGUUUAAGUGGUUACCUACCUAUCACCAUUUUGAUUGGCGUAAUAAUCUUGAGUAAUGGCUAGGACAAAGCAAACUGCUAGGAAGUCAACUGGUGGUAAAGCACCAAGGAAACAGUUAGCAACGAAAGCUGCGCGCAAGUCUGCUCCAUCAACAGGUGGUGUGAAAAAGCCCCAUCGUUACCGUCCUGGGACUGUUGCUUUGCGAGAGAUCCGUCGCUACCAGAAGUCCACUGAACUGUUGAUCCGCAAGUUGCCCUUCCAAAGACUAGUUCGCGAAAUCGCACAGGAUUUCAAGACAGAUCUGCGUUUCCAGAGCGCUGCAGUCGGUGCUCUUCAAGAGGCGAGUGAGGCAUACCUGGUAGGCCUGUUCGAAGAUACCAACCUUUGUGCAAUUCAUGCUAAAAGAGUCACAAUUAUGCCGAAGGAUAUCCAGUUAGCCCGCCGUAUUCGGGGAGAACGAGCUUAAAAUUUCAUUCUAAUAAAUGUUAACUUACAU
Molecule: messenger RNA, 537 nt
Organism: Schistosoma turkestanicum
Lineage: Eukaryota; Metazoa; Platyhelminthes; Trematoda; Strigeidida; Schistosomatidae
Source: the annotation of a GenBank genome assembly